Harmonia axyridis is the source of this 760-nucleotide messenger RNA. Its product is annotated as c-Myc-binding protein homolog. Gene Ontology annotation, cellular component: nucleus. Lineage: Eukaryota; Metazoa; Arthropoda; Insecta; Coleoptera; Coccinellidae. Gene Ontology annotation, molecular function: transcription coactivator activity. The transcript has 3 exons. Bases 137 to 481 code for a protein of 114 amino acids. The record is from RefSeq and is a predicted model, not a curated record. Gene Ontology annotation, biological process: regulation of DNA-templated transcription.
CUACUUUUUCGUUACGAUAGUAACGACAAUCUCUGUCUUUUUCAUAUGACAAUUGAAAUUAGUUGAAUUAGCAUUUACUCAAAAAUUUAUUUCCAUCAAUUAACCUCAUAGUUUAUUCAAGAAAAAACCAACCAAAAUGAGUGCAAAUCAAACAUUUAAGCCCUCCGAAGGAAAACGAGAAGAAUUUCGAAAGUAUCUCGAAAAAAAUGGAGUUAUGGAUGCUCUUACCAAAGUACUGGUUAAUCUUUAUGAAGAAACUGAUAAGCCCGAUGAUGCGUUAGAAUUUAUUAGAGAUAAAUUGGCUAUACAUGCUGGUUUGGAUACUCACAAACAGAUGAAAACGAAAUUGGAGGAUGCCCAUGAACAAAUUUCUCAAUUAGAAGCAGAAAUUGAAAAUUUAAAGGCAGCUCUUGAGGAAAAACAGAAAGAAAAGAGUGUUGAAGACCAAGAACCCCAAGAUGCUCCAAAACCUGAAGAUUAAUAUUUGAAGUUGUUUUUUUAUUUUGUUGAUUCUCAAUUUUGUUUUGUUGAAUAUUUUAAGAUUUUUGCCAUUUAUUGUGAUAUCACUUACAUUUGAUCUCGAUAGCCUAUUCGGUUUUACUUUGUUUGACAUUCCCUCUUUAAUGUUUAUUAGAGAUAUUUUUAUUUUAAAGUAUUAGAAAUGAUUUUACUUUUUGAAAACUAAAUCCAUCCAUUUGAGCUGACUUUAUAAUUAAACAGAGAUGUUUGAAUAAAGCACAUUAAAUAUGCCUUAUAUUUA